GCUGCAACAUCGUUGAAGGUUACUUUGACGACAGUUGCUUUCACAAGCCUCAUUGACCAUCAGUUCUGAGAACAUAGUUUCAUCUCUGCUUCUUUGAUUGUCACACGACAAUAUAUCAAGUUGAUUCUUCGAUCCAAACUGCCCAAGGUGCUGGGCCAUUGAUGGAGGGGUGCUGAGGGUGUGGUGAGAAGGCAGUGGAGUGAAACUCGCUGGGCUGCCUACGGUCAUUCAACACCAAGGCGCUCAGGAUGAGCCUCACAGUGCUCUGCGGCCCUUAUCUUUGACCAUGCCUUUCUCCUUUGAUCGAUUAUCUCAGCCUCCAGAGCAGGAAAGGGUUGUCAAGUCGGCUUUUGACAGCGAAACAUUUGAUGCAGUUGGCACAAUUCAUGUGGAUGGCCUGGUAGGCUCGGCAACCAUCUCGCCGUCGGGGCGAGAUGUGGCCCUUGCAUCACCCAAAGGCCUCACCAUCAUUGAUCUCGAUUCUCCAUGGAGCCCUCCUCGUCGGCUGAGUAGCCACGGUCUGCCAUGGCUUGUGGUUGACGUCCAGUGGUCUCCCUUUGCCGCUCGCGAAUUCUGGGUUGCGUCAACAGCAAAUCACCGAUGUCUGGUCUGGAACCUGAACAAGCGCGAUGACUCGGCGUCUGGGGCCGUUGAACAUUCCCUCCAAGCCCACAGCAGAGCCAUCACCGAUAUCAACUUUUCUGCCCAUCAUCCCGAUUCUCUUGCGACGUGUGCCGUGGAUGGCUAUGUUCACUGUUGGGACUUGCGGAGACCCAGAUCUCCUGCCUUGACGUUUUGUGACUGGUUUGCUGGUGCGACACAGGUCAAGUACAGUCGUCAGGAUCCCAACGUCCUCGCUUCCGCCCACGACCGCUAUCUUCAUAUUUGGGACCAAAGAAAGACUGCGGAACCCUUGACAACCAUUAUCGCACAUACUUCCAAGAUUUAUGGUAUUGAUUGGAACCGUACCAAACCGACCUGCAUAGUCACUUGCUCACUGGAUAAGAGCAUCAAGUUUUGGGACUACGCCGAUGAGGACGACGCGCUCCAGAGAGUCGUUCGCACUGACUUUCCAGUAUGGCGGGCACGUCACACUCCUUUUGGCUCCGGAUUGUUGGCUAUGCCACAGAAUGAACCAGGCAAUCUAUAUCUAUACGACCGACGCCCGAAGCCCACAGAUCCGGUUGACGGUGUCGUUGAACCUGUUUAUGUCUUCCCUGGUCAUGGCAAUCACAAAGUCAAGGAGUUCCUUUGGCGAAGUCGAGGAAGCGUGAACGAUGGGAUCGAUGACCGCGAGUUUCAGCUCGUUUCAUGGGGGGAGGACAAUGAGCUGCGGCUUCAAAAGGUCGAGGCGCCGAUUUUGAAGUCCGCCGGCUAUGAACGGGGGACCCCUUUGAUGGAGAACCUCAUUCUCACUCGGAAGGGCGCGACUUACAAAACAUUCCGUACACUUGACGACGCCAAUCAGCAAGAUCGCAGGACCCCCACGAUGAGCCACCCUCGCCCGGGAACGCGCAGCCGCUUCCGCCCAAAUGCCCUGAGCAUGGGUUUACAUACCCGUGCUCGUCUGAUCGGUCCUUCGUGGAGGGCUACAUCCAUGAAGACCAAGUCAAACUCGAGGAAGACUGUGGACAAGAGUCAGCUUCAAAUCGGCUGGAUGAGAGGCAUCACAAUAUCAAAGAGAAAAUCCGGCUCAGAAAUGAGACCAGACUCUCCAGAUUCCAGAAUGUUUGGCCACGCAUUUGACAGUGAGUGGUGGGAGCCCGAAACGAUACAGGAUGAGUUUCUCCGGAUCAGUAGUCGGCUGCCAAACGUGGAAUGGGAAAAUAUCGACAUGGACUCUCUGACGCUGAAGGCUUCCCUGAAAGGGCCAUGGGGCGUGGAUGAGGCGACCAUCUUCAUCAAGGUCAAAGUUGACAUUCCGCCCAGUUAUCCCGAGAGCAAAGCGCCGAGGUUUUACAUUGAAAAGUCAUCGUUCAUGCCCGAGGAGACCCACAAGAAGCUUCAACAUGAUCUUCAGGAACUCUCCAUCCGCUUCUUGGAAAGAAAGGAAAACUGUCUCUUUGUUGCCUUCACGUAUCUACUGGGCGAGGUUGACCUUGAGACCAGCACAACAUACUUCAAGAAUGUUCGGGAUCUGGACGACAUGGAUGGCUUGGCUGAUGAGAGCUCUAGUGAUGACGACGAGAGUGGCAUUCCUGCCGGUGGCUCUGCGUCCAUGUCACAAGAGCUCAGUAGCAGUACUGAAUUAGAUCCUACAACACUAGCCCCAGUCAAACGCCCUAAUUUGCCCCCGCCACCGAGACUAUGUGGUGCGAGAUUUUUCAGUAAUGGGGAACUGGUUUGCUUCUUUCCCACCAAGGAAGAGAGCCAAAACGCAUUGUUCACUAUGGUUGCCCCAGAUGUCUCUAGUAACAAGCAGAAAGAGGAGCCCGCGUUUGACACCUUUGGACAGCUUUCACAGGACUCAUCGGCGCCCAUACAUCUAUUCAACGACGAGACAUCGGCAACUGAUGACCAGUCGGAAUAUUCUGAUGGCACAGAGUCAACGUCAACGACAGACUCGGAGCCAACAACAGUGCACAGGCUCCGUCUCUGGCAUCAGCCUGGGAGAUACUUCCGCAAGCCCCUCAGCACCAACGAUUCGGUGCGGUCCAGCGGAGGUGGUACCGGCACUGGGACUGGAACCGGCACAGGAACCAGUCGGAGAAGACCAGGCAAGCCGAAAAACGUUGUUUCAAUUCACGACUUCCGAGCCUACCUACCAUCCAAGAGAGAGUUCGCCGAGGAGUAUGCCAUCUUUGGUGACGGUACUGAGGUGUGUAAUCACAACGCUGCGGUGGCAGCCAAGUAUGGCUACUUGGACCUGGCCACCAUCUGGAAAUAUGCCGCUCUUCUACUGCGAAGAGAUGUUCCGCUCGAGGUCCAGUACAGCAGAGAAAAGUCUGUAUUGGUUAUCGCCAGAGAAUCUGUGUCUCGCUCCAAUCGGAAAAAAGAGGCCGGUUUAGCCGGUCGUGUGAAAUGGGGUUGUCAUCCACUCGCUCGCGACUUGAUCGACCGUCUGUUCGACUAUUUUGAGAAGAUAGCUGAUAUCCAGAUGCUGGCUAUGCUUGCUUGCAUCUUCGGAGACUCAUUUGAGGAAGAUGGAGUGGCAUACGCCGAAUCUCGCCUGACCCAGCCGGAAACACCUCUUGCUAUGAAGGCGCCAUCAUUUUCGCUGGAAUAUUUCCCUACACAUCCUGAUUAUUGGAGUAUGAAAUACAGAAGCCGGGGAAGCUCGGCUGCUGGGACUUCCAGAAUAGCGAACACACCUGCCGGCCACAGGGGCUCUCGGGCGUCAGAAGACGCAACGGUGCUGGCUGGAUUUGGCACUCAAUCAUACUCCCGCGGAGAAAAACCACCCAAGCUCACGCCCGGUCAUGCUCGAGAAGCUCGACAGACACAAAGUCUGUCCACCUCUCCCAACACCCGAUCCUUUUACAAGCCCAACUCGACAGUUGCCUCAAUUGCUGCCAGUUUGCCACGGACGCUUGCCGGCAUAGUAUCUGCCUCGCCGCCUGAUCCUCCUGCACGAAAGCGACUUAGUCCUGCGGAGACCAUCCUCAGCAACUUCGCACCUAGUGUUAUCACUUGGGGUCGCUCAACCGUGUUUGGUGCUAAGGCCGCAGCUCCAAAAACAGCUCGUGGGACAGCCCGCACAUCUCUAUCCAAUGAUGGCCGGGUAAAACGUACUUUCUACUCUAUGGUUCCCAUAGCUGUAUCAUGCGUUCCAGAGGAUCAAGGGCUCUUUGACGAUGAUGGCUGGAUGUCAACUUCUCUCAUCGAACCCCAGCGUAGAGAGCUCUACACUCACUACCGCUAUUCAUAUGCCGAAUUGCUCCAGACGUGGGGUCAAUCUCUGUCUCGUCUUGAGAUCCUCAAGUUUAAUGUUCUCAAAGACGAACGCCUCUAUAACAAUAACAACAACUGGAACAGCAACGACUCCGACUGCACCGACCUUGAUCCUACUCCCCGCGGCUCACAGCACUACCCAACCGGUGCCUCCUCGCCCGUGAUGGGCUUCGGUGGCCGCCGCGAGCUAUUCCAAAACCUCCUGGCAACAGGACGCGGUUUGGAUGUGACUGGCCUCUGCCGCAUCCACGAAAUCCAACUCGACCCUGUGGAAUAUCACCGCCCCGCCAACGGGCACGUCGGUGGAGCAGUGGGCAUCUGCCCUCGUUGCUUCCCCGAAAGCGCCUACGGCAGUAAGAUCCCACAAACUCAGCUCCGCUGCGUCUACUGCCUCGAGCCCGUCACCUCUUUGUAUUCUCCCUGCCUAUCCUGCGGCUGCGUCUCCCACGCCCCCUGCCGGGUAGACUGGCACGCCAUGGGCGAAACCGAAUGCCCGGCCGGCGACGAGUGCAACUGCGUAGAGGACGCCUUCAACGGCCAAGUUGAGUCGUGGAGUGCGCUCCAAGCAGCGAUAUCCCAUUUCCCUCCCGUCCCCUCACCCGUUUCCUCCCCGCCCCAAGCCCACCCCCCCACUCGUGUGAUGACAACCUCAGAGAGAACCAUCGCCUCCCUCAAGAAAGCCGUCGGGGUAGGUAGCAGCAGCAGCGCGUCACUCCCUGCCCGCUCCCGACGUAAAUCCGCACCGACAGAACUGUCAAAAUUCCAACUCGAAACCGGGAUCCCCCCCCCUUCUCAACCCCUACCGCCGGGUAGACCUAACCUGAGGAGAAUGCAAACCAACACCGGGUCAUCCUACGCGCAGAAUUCAGAAGAUGAGACGUCUUACCCCUCCCCGACGCAUUUAGACAGGGAAAGCGGCAACGACUGGGAGCACAUUGUCUCUAUCCCGUCAGUCACCAUCACGAGGGCAAGCAACAAUGGGAGUAGCGGCGGGAGCAGUGUUGCGAGCACGGCAACGACGGGGAGUGGGUUUUUGGCGGGGGCGAUGAAUAUGGGAUACAGUAUGGGAUUUGGGGGUUAUGGGAGCAAGCCGCCUGUGCAGGGGGAUGAGCCGAUCAGUGCGGCGAGGUUGAGUCUGGGGAAUCGGCUGAUGAGGAGUUUGCAUGGGUCGAGUUCGAGUGUGCGGGGUGGUGGUGGUGAGGUGAGAGAUGGCGGGAGUGUGAGAUCACAACAACAGCAGCAGCAGCAGCAGCAGCAGCAGCAGGGGGAGGAAGGGGGUAGUGGUAUUAGUGCUUUUGCGAGGAGGAAGAGUGGGAGUGUGAUUUGGAAGAACUCCUGA
Molecule: messenger RNA, 5230 nt
Organism: Podospora pseudocomata
Lineage: Eukaryota; Fungi; Ascomycota; Sordariomycetes; Sordariales; Podosporaceae
Exons: 2
Coding region: 287-5230 (1647 amino acids)
Biological process (GO): positive regulation of TORC1 signaling; cellular response to amino acid starvation
Cellular component (GO): vacuolar membrane; Seh1-associated complex
Molecular function (GO): protein binding; signaling adaptor activity
Source: RefSeq, a predicted model, not a curated record